Molecule: messenger RNA, 1255 nt
Organism: Cloeon dipterum
Lineage: Eukaryota; Metazoa; Arthropoda; Insecta; Ephemeroptera; Baetidae
Product: probable methyltransferase-like protein 15 homolog
Exons: 3
Coding region: 137-1168 (343 amino acids)
Biological process (GO): rRNA base methylation
Molecular function (GO): rRNA (cytosine-N4-)-methyltransferase activity
Source: RefSeq, a predicted model, not a curated record
CUUUCAAUCAGCGACAGGAUUAAGCGCUAAAGAGUGCCAAACAGCGCUCUCCAGAGAAUUCCUGGAAGCCCUGAAAGCGGAAAACUCCAAAGGCAUAGUGUCCAGGAUCUUUGGCAGAAGAGACUGAAAUAAAAUAAUGCUAUUGCGGGUGCUAGCAAGAGGUUUGUCCACUACGGUGGCCAAAGCGGUCUCAGAGGAGGCCCCUCCUCACCUUCCAGUCAUGGUUGACCUGGUUACUGAGCAUCUCCUUAUGUCUGAAGACAAAACCUUCAUUGAUAUGACUUUUGGCGCAGGGGGACACACCAGAAAAAUGUUCCAGAUUUGCCCUGAUGUGAAAGUCAUUUCUUUGGACAGAGACCCUUUGGCCUUCAACCAUGCCCAGCAGCUGUCUGCAGAAUACCCAUUGAACCUGACUCCUUUGCGUGGAAAGUUCAGCGAUCUUCCUAAGCUCUUGACCAACCUGGGAAUUCAGCCAGGAACUUUGGAUGGAAUGUUGUUCGACUUUGGUUGCUCCUCCAUGCAAAUGGAUCAAGGACACAGGGGUUUCGCUAUCAGCAAGGACGGGCCUCUUGACAUGCGGAUGGACAACAGCCCUGACAACCCAGAGCCAACAGCUGCAGAAAUUCUCGCUCAUAUUGAAGAGGAGGAACUUGCCAAAGUGCUUAAGGUGUACGGUGAAGAGAGGCUAGCCAAGAAAAUUGCGAGAGCCAUCGUGGAAGCCCGCUACGCAGGAAUUUUUAUGCGCACCACAAAGGAACUGAAAGAGCUGGUGGCUGAGGUGUGCGGACAGAAUCAUCGCCAGGACAAACUGCAGAGGCCCGCGCACUCAGCCACCAAAGUGUUCCAAGCGCUGCGCAUCCUUGUCAACAACGAGCUGAAUGAAAUCAACUAUGGAAUGCUGCUGGCUAGUCGUUACGUCAGGAAGGGCGGUCGGCUGGUCACCCUGACGUUCCACUCGCUGGAGGACACCAUUGUGAAGAGGCACCUAUUUGGCAAUGUCUCCGGUUUCCUGGCCAACAAAGUGGCGCCCAAGUUUGCUGAGCCACAGGAACAUGACACAUGCUGGAAGCAGGUGCACAAGCAUGUGAUUGUGCCAUCAGAGGAAGAGGUCAUGGACAACCCACGCAGUCGCUCGGCCAAGUUGAGGGUGGCGGAGAAAGUCAAGUAGACUCUUUAGAAGAAAAAUAGUGAUGACAGUUGUCUUUGAUGUUCAGCAAAAUAAUUAAACAAAAAUUUACCAGAAUUACAAAUUUUA